AAAAUAACCAAAGUUCUGUGGUUUUGUUGAACAGUGAAGGUUAUUGCAACUUGGAUAGCAAUGUGAUGCUAGCUGGAUGAUGUAUUUAACCAUAGGUUGGUCUCCUGGCCCCGAGAGAGACUCCCAGAGGCGGCGCUGUCCCGUUGCAGUACUCAGGGUCGGCCAGAGGCGGCGCUGACCUAGUGCAGUAGCCAUGGUCGGCCAGAGGCGGCGUUGUCCCUGUAUUCCUUUUGGAUUCCAACGACAUUCUCGAUUGUUUUUCAACUUGACUUUAUAAGUUCGAAUGGUAAAGUACUCUAGUUGUAAUAAUAUCAUAGACAAUGGAAUUAAGUGAAAAUCUUGGAUUAGAGACUAAUAAUAAAAAAUAUGGUAUUUGGUAAAUAAGAAUGCGUUGGUACUCUUAUUCUGAAGAGAACAUAGAGUCAACCGGAAGUCGCUUGGCGUAGUUUACUAACUCCGUGGGUAAAACGGCCAUGGUCGCUGCUCGUCUGGCCCUGCAGCUCUGCUCUCUAUCCGCUUCCCCGACCCACUGAACACGAGUUGCCGGGCUGAGGAGUCGCUGAGCGGGGAGCCGGCGGCCAGGCGACGCGCGUUUCCCGGUAGUUCGCGCGGGCCGACGCCCGGCCUCGCCGUGCGGGGACGCGCUGAAGGCGGAAGACUGCGCAUCAGCAGCAGCGGGAUGCUACACGGCUACCGUGGCUAGCCCGCCGCAGACCUGCUGCGAGUUGCCCGGAGGGACCGCCGUCUGAGCAGCGAGGGAGCUCCGCGGUCCUCUGGUGGCUGAGGGGAGCGGCAGAGGAGCUCUGAGCCCGCAGGGAGACACGUCCACGGAAGACCGUUACCACCAUGGCGAGCAGGAGGAAGUCGACCACGCCCUGCAUGCGCGCUCCGCAGGAGGUGGUGGCAGAGGACUCUGACCAGGAGAUGCAGGGGGAGGAGGAGGAGCUUGGGGGAGAGGAGGAGGAGGAGGAGCUGGAGGAGGAGCUGGGGGGCGGCGAGGUGAUGGAGCCCGACCUGGACCCGGCGGAGGGCGGGUUCGAGUGCAAGUACUGCCCCUUCCGGACGUCGGAGGUGAAGCAGUUCACCCAGCACGUGGACCAGCAGCACCCCCAGGUCGUGCUGAACGCCUCCUACGUCUGCCUGGACUGUGACUUCCACACCAAGAGGUACGACGCCCUCCUGGAGCACAACGUGCGGCAGCACCCCGGGGAGGAGCGCUUCAGGAGGAGCAUGCUGCGCCGCCACAACCACACCGUGUUCCAGCAGAGCGCCGGGGGGCUGGGGGCGGGGCCGGAGGGGGAGGGGCCGGAGGGGCACGGGGCGUGCCGCGGCAGCAUCGCCCUCAGCAAGACGCCCAUCAUGCGGGCGCACCGCCGCCGCCACACGCCCAAGAAGUUCCUGGCCGCCCGGCCGGCCGACGACGUCAUCAAGGUGGAGAGCGACGAGGAGGAGGAGGAAGAGGAGGAGGAGGAGGAGGAGGACAGGGAGAACAUGGAGCCCCCGCGCCUCUCCCCGGCCCCCCCUCCGCCCCCGCCGCCGCCCCGCCUGGUGACGGCCACGCCCCUGCAGCUGCAGCACGGGCUCGGCGGCGUGCUGCAGAUCAAGGCGGGCGUGGGGGGCGGGGUGCUGCCCCCGGGGACCCUGGCCCAGGUGCUGUCCGCCCUGCAGAGCCAGCAGGGCGGCGGCGGCGGCGGGGGGCACAGCCAGCUGCUCAUCCCCCUCAGCAGCAUCCCCACCUACAACGCCAGCAUGGACAACAACGUGCUGCUGCUCAGCGCCUACAACAGGUUCCCCUACCCCAGUGUGUGUGAGAUCGUGGGCCUGUCCUCCCAGACCCGGUUCAGCGAGGAGCAGAUCAAGGUCUGGUUCUCCGCCCAGCGCCUCAAGCACGGAGUGAGCUGGACCCCCGAGGAGGUGGAGGAGGCGCGGAGGAAGAAGUUCAACGGCACGGUGCAGGGGGCGGGGCACCAGACCAUCACGGUGAUCCCGGCGGCCAAUGGGCUGCAGUCGCUGUUCCAGACCUGCCAGCUGGUGGGGCCCCCCGGGCUGCUGCUCACCCAGGCCCCCAUCACCCUCGCCGUGGCCCAGCAGCCCCCGGCCGCCGACGCCCCCGCCGAGCCCAAGAGGCAGGCCUCCCCGCCGGGCCCCGGGGCCGACCCCCUGGGGGCCAAGCCCAAGAAAUCCAAGGAGCAGCUGGCGGAGCUGAAGGCCAGCUACGGCCGCCGGCAGUUCGCCACGGAGGCAGAGAUCGCGCGGCUGAUGCGCGUCACGGGCCUCACCAAGCGCGCCAUCAAGAAGUGGUUCAGCGACACGCGCUACAACCAGCGCAACGCCAAGGAGCACCAGGGGGCGGUGCCGGGCGAGGCCCCGCCCCCCGACGGCCCCCCCGGGGAGCCCGCGCCCGGCGAGGGCGGGGCGGGCGGCGGCGCCCGAGCGGACGCGCCGGCGGCAGCGGCGGCUGGCGGCGUCCCCGCGGUGACCAUCGUCAUCGACUCCAGCGACGACGCCAGCGACGGCUCGCCCGCCUCCGGCCCGGCGGCCAGCGACCCGCGCGUCAAGUUCCGCCACGCCUUCCCCGACUUCACGCCGCAGCGCUUCAAGGAGAAGACGGCGGAGCAGCGGCUGGCGCUGGAGGCCAGCUUCCUGACCUCGCGCACGCCGUCGGACGAGGAGCUGAGCCGCCUGCGGGCGCACACCAAGCUGACGCGGCGCGAGGUGGACGCCUGGUUCACGGAGCGCCGCAAGGCCCUGGAGCCUGACGCCGACCCCGAGGGGCCCCCGCCCGGGGCCGCCUCCUCCUCCGGCCGGGCCACGCCCCCCUCCGCCCGGAAGGUGCUGAAGAAGACCCCGGAGCAGCUGCACAUCCUGAAGACGGCGUUCGUGCGCUCGCAGUGGCCGACCACGGAGGACUACGACGCCAUGGCGACGGAGAGCGGCCUGCCGCGGAGCUACAUCGUCAACUGGUUCGGAGACACGCGCUACGCCUGGAAGAACAGCAACCUCAAGUGGUUCUACCUGUACCAGAGCGGAAAGGUGGAGGAGGCUCUGAAUGGGGGUCCAGUGAAGACCCAGAAGAAGUCUCGGAAGCGGUUCCGGGGUUGGUCCCGUAGAACCCGCCGCCCCUACCCCUGCAGACGCUCGCCCCAGCCCAGGCCCGCCCCCGUCAAGCAGGGCGAGGCGGUGCUGCGGGACCACUACCUGCUGUACGGCGGCCUGGAGGAGCAGCAGCUGGACGAGCUGGCCAGCCGCUCGGCGCUGGGCUACCAGGCGGUCCGCGACUGGUUCGCUGAGGCCGGGCGCCGCGCCGAGCAGGGCCUCGCGCCCUGCAGCCCCGCCCCCGAGACACAGCCCCAGGGCAAGGACCAGGACAUGGAGCCGGGAGCCCAGGGAGAGGAGGAGGAGGAGGACGAGGAGGAGGAGGAGGGAGAGGAGGAGGAGGAGCAGGAAGGGGGCCGGGGGGAGGAGGAGGAGGGAAUGGAAGAGCAGCAGCAGCAGCAGGAGGAGGAGGAGGGACGGGGGGAGAAGGUGGAGGAAAAGGAGGCGCAACGGGGGGAAGAGCAGGUGGAGGAGGAGCAGGAUGCAGCAGCACCAAUGGGAGAAGAUAAAGGAGCAGCAGAACCAAUAGGAGAGAAAGGAGCAGCAGAACCAAUAGGAGAGAAAGGAGCAGCAGAACCAAUAGAAGGAGAGAAAGGAGCAGCAGAACCAAUAGAAGGAGAGAAAGGAGCAGCAGAACCAAUGGAAGAAGAGAAAGGAGCUGCAGAACCAAUGGAAGAAGAGAAAGGAGCGGCAGAACCAAUAGAAGGAGAGAAAGGAGCAGCAGAACCAAUGGAAGAAGAGAAAGGAGCGGAAGAACCAAUAGAAGAACCAAUAGAAGAAGAGAAAGGAGCGGAAGAACCAAUAGAAGAAGAGAAAGGAGCGGCAGAACCAAUAGAGGAAGAGAAGGGGGCGGGAGAUUCUGAAGCAGUCAGCCAAUCACAGCCUCCGGAGAAGCAGGAGGAGACGUGAUGAUGAUGAUGGUGUGGGGGGGGGGGGGGGCGGGGGGGGUUAAAGUUACAGCAUUUUUGGAUUACAAACAUUCAGGGGAAAAAGGUGUCAGGGGAACCCCCACAGGAAGUCACUGCGCUUCUCAACAGGAAGUCACUGCGCUUCCCAACAGGAAGUCACUGCGCUUCUCAACAGGAAGUCACUGCGCUUCUCAACAGGAAGUCACUGCACUUCUCAACAGGAAGUCACUGCGCUUCUCAACAGGAAGUCACUGCGCUUCCCAACAGGAAGUCACUGCGCUUCUCAACAGGAAGUCACUGCGCUUCUCAACAGGAAGUCACUGCGCUUCACAACAGGAAGUCACUGCGCUUCACAACAGGAAGUCACUGCGCUUCACAACAGGAAGUCACUGCGCUUCACAACAGGAAGUCACUGCAGCUUUUUCUGGCUACGUGUUAACUGCCAAAAUCAGGGGUUUUAAGUUUAUACAAAGAACUGAGGAAAA
Messenger RNA from Gadus macrocephalus (Pacific cod), 4489 nucleotides. RefSeq names its product zinc fingers and homeoboxes protein 1-like. NCBI's taxonomy places the organism in Eukaryota, Metazoa, Chordata, Actinopteri, Gadiformes, Gadidae. The coding region runs from base 847 to 4005 and encodes 1052 amino acids. The transcript has 7 exons. The record is from RefSeq and is a predicted model, not a curated record. Gene Ontology annotation, molecular function: DNA-binding transcription factor activity, RNA polymerase II-specific; DNA binding. Gene Ontology annotation, biological process: regulation of transcription by RNA polymerase II. Gene Ontology annotation, cellular component: nucleus.